Lemur catta (Ring-tailed lemur) is the source of this 945-nucleotide messenger RNA. Its product is annotated as olfactory receptor 6C6. Gene Ontology annotation, cellular component: membrane. Gene Ontology annotation, molecular function: olfactory receptor activity; G protein-coupled receptor activity. Lineage: Eukaryota; Metazoa; Chordata; Mammalia; Primates; Lemuridae. Bases 1 to 945 code for a protein of 314 amino acids. The record is from RefSeq and is a predicted model, not a curated record. The transcript has a single exon. Gene Ontology annotation, biological process: G protein-coupled receptor signaling pathway.
AUGAAGAACCAAACAAUGGAAAUAGAGUUCAUUCUGUUGGGAUUGACAGAUGAUCCCCAAUUGCAAAUUGUGAUUUUCCUGUUUCUGUUUCUCAACUACUUGCUGAGCCUGAUGGGGAACUUAAUCAUCAUCCUCCUUACCCUGCUAGAUCCCCGUCUCAAGACUCCAAUGUAUUUCUUCCUCUGUAAUUUCUCCUUUUUGGAAAUCAUAUUUACAACAGUGUGUAUUCCCAGAUUCUUGAUAACCAUUGUUACUAGAGACAAAACCAUUUCUUACAAUAAUUGUGCAGCUCAAUUAUUCUUUAUCCUUCUACUGGGAGUUACUGAGUUUUACCUCCUGGCUGCCAUGUCCUAUGACCGCUAUGUUGCUAUCUGCAAACCACUGCAUUACCCAAUCAUUAUGAGCAGCAAAGUAUGCUACCAACUCGUACUUAGCUCUUGGGUAACUGGAUUCCUAAUUAUCUUUCCCCCAUUAGUCAUGGGACUCAAGCUGGAUUUCUGUGCUUCCAAAAUAAUUGAUCACUUUAUGUGUGAAACUUCUCCUAUCCUGCAAAUCUCCUGCACAGAUACACAUGUCCUGGAAUUGAUGUCUUUCAUCUUAGCUGUGGUGACACUUGUGGUCACAUUGGUAUUAGUGAUUCUCUCUUACACUUGCAUCAUUAAGACCAUUCUGAAAUUCCCAUCGGCACAACAAAGGACCAAAGCUUUUUCCACCUGUACUUCCCACAUGAUCGUUGUCUCCAUGACUUAUGGUAGCUGUAUCUUUAUGUAUAUUAAACCAUCUGCAAAAGAAAGAGUGACUGUGUCCAAAGGUGUAGCUUUGCUGUAUACCUCAAUUGCUCCUUUAUUAAAUCCUUUCAUUUAUACUCUAAGGAACCAGCAGGUGAAAGAAGUCUUCUGGGAUGUAUUACAGAAGAAUUUGUGUUUCUCAAAAAAAAUGUUUUAA